UCGAUAAACGAUAAGCAAAGUUGAUAACAAGAAAGUACGUCGUCCCUCAAAAUAAAUAAAUAAAGUCAAUUAAAUAAGUGACAGAAGCAAGACAAGAAUGUCUGCAUCUGCGUCGGAAGAUCAAGAAGUAGACGUAAUGUACGGAUUGCAAAAUGUUUUGACUAAAAUUCAGGCGGCAGUUGCCAGAAGGGCCAAAGAUUUCCCUCAAAUAACACCAAGACUGGUGGCUGUAUCAAAAAUAAAACCAGCGGCGCUAAUAGUCCAAGCUUACGAGGCUGGCCAGCGUGAUUUUGGCGAGAACUAUGUAAACGAGUUAGCAGAUAAGUGUAUUGAUCCUCUAAUUCUAGAAUCAUGCAACAAUAUUAAAUGGCAUUUCAUAGGCCAUUUGCAAACCAACAAAAUAAACAAACUCCUUGGUUCACCAGGAUUGUUUAUGGUACAAACAGUGCACUCUGAGAAACUGGCUGAUAAUUUAAACAAACAGUGGCUUAAGUUCAGGAAAGGGGAUGAAAAGUUAAAAGUUAUGGUGCAAAUUAAUACAAGCGGAGAAGAAGCUAAAAAUGGAGUGCCACCAUCAGAAGCAACAAACCUGUCGCAGCAUGUCCUCAAUAAUUGCACAAACCUAGAAUAUGUGGGACUUAUGACUAUAGGACAGUAUGAUUAUGAUGUGUCCCAAGGUCCUAACCCAGAUUUUAUUUCACUUGCAAAAUGCAGGGAAGAGGUGUGCAAAAAUUUGAACCUGGAUAUUAAUAAUGUUGAAUUGUCUAUGGGGAUGUCCACAGAUUUUGAACAUGCGAUUGAACUAGGAGCGACUACCAUUAGAGUUGGAUCAACCAUUUUUGGUGCAAGGCCACCAAAACAAGAAAAAACAAACUAGAAAACUGACAACAUUUGAAAAAGAUCUAUAUAGAGUAGUUGAACAUUACCAUAGCCUGUAAAUUUUGCUUAAUUUAUACAAAUAUGUAUGGGCUUCCAAUAAGUGUUAUGAGUCAGUGGGGUUCUUACAGAAAAUAUAAAUAAUAUAAUUCUCUAAAUAUAUUUUUUUAUGAAUAGGUAUAAGAAAAUUGAACAUGUUUCAGCGUCUCGUUUUCAAUAAAGCAGUGAUUUAUAGCAA
Molecule: messenger RNA, 1114 nt
Organism: Cydia splendana
Lineage: Eukaryota; Metazoa; Arthropoda; Insecta; Lepidoptera; Tortricidae
Product: pyridoxal phosphate homeostasis protein
Exons: 4
Coding region: 98-877 (259 amino acids)
Cellular component (GO): intracellular anatomical structure
Molecular function (GO): pyridoxal phosphate binding
Source: RefSeq, a predicted model, not a curated record